AUGGCGAGCAAAUUUUGGGGUGGUAGCGACUCGAGCAGUGCUGAUGAGAGCUCUGAAAACGUUUCCGACGAUUAUACGUCGACGACUUCGUCGUCAGACGAUUCCAGUGAUGAUUCUGACCGAGGUCCAUCCAAAUAUCUGCAAGAUGAAAGCUCAGACAGCUCAGAGGACGAAAGAAGAGUUAUUCGUAGUUCAAAGCAAAAACACUUUGAAAUGCUUAAACAGUCUUCGAGAGAGCUGCAGCGCGUCGCGGCUGGCAGGGACUGGACGAGCGUGAUCGGCUCGUUGGAGAGUUUUCAUAAACAUUUUUUAAAGAGCACGCAAGCAUCUAUCCGAGCCGAAAGUAGCUCGAAAAUCUUCGUGCGAACAUUGGUAUCACUUUCGGAGGUGCUGGACGCGUGUUCACAUGAAGUGGACUUCAAGAAACAAAUGUCCACCACGCAAGCGAAGGCGUUCAAUUCAUUGAGCCAACGAGUGAAAAAGCAUAUGCGUGCACUGUCGCCAGCUGACAUUGAAGCCGCCAGCAGAUCACGAAAGAUUGACAUAGAGUCGGAGAGUGAAUCCGCAGACUCUACCGACACCAUUGAUGGGACGAGGGAUAACCCUACCGCCGAAUCUGAUAAGUUGAUGCAAGACAUCAUGAACAUGCCUAAAGAGGAUGUAACGUUCGAUAUGAUUGACUCAAAGCUCAAGGAAAUCGCCACGUCAAGAGGAAAGAAAGGUGUGGAUAGGAUGCGCUCGGUCGAGCAGCUGAGAUAUGUUUCUUCUCUCUCAAAGUGCGCUGCACAAGAAGUCGAGAUUCUCUUGCAUAUAAUAAGUGCUCAGUUUGAUUUGAACGGAAGUAUGUCGACUUAUAUGGCAACGCCAGUGUGGCGUAACUGUGUGAAUGAUGUACUCUGCGUUUUACAAACCUUAGAAACGAAUGACAAUAUUUUGCUCGUUGAUGGUUCUGAACUAGAGCCACGUCCGAGCAAUGAUGAAAUAAUGGCCGGAGCAAUAAUUCAACUUCGUGGAUCUUUGUGCGCCUUUGCAGAGCGCAUAGAUGACGAGUACACGAAGUCGCUUCAGUGCCUCGAUGCGCACACAAAAGAGUACAUAAAUAGACUUCAGGAUGAAGGAGCUUUACUUCUUCUUUUGCAUCAAGUCAGCAACUUCUAUGAAAGCAGAAACAGUCAUAAUGCGGUGAGCUUAUCUCUUCGAGUUCUUGAGAGAAUACACUGUAAGCGCACCGCUUCAUACAAUGCUCUCAAGAAGUAUACAGACUCAAGAAUUCAAAGUUCCGCUUCAGUUUCUGGGGGACAUAUUUGUGACAAUGGUGAAAUGGUGGAGAAGACGGACGUUUUUGUCACUAAUUUUCGAUUUCCAUCGUGCGAGCUUCAUGCACGCAUCGAGUCUUUGUCGGCUUAUAUUUUCAACUACGGAGAAGAGCGCGCAAAGGCCCGCGCACUUUUGUGUCAGAUUUUUAACGAGGCCUUAUGUGGCCAUCUCAGGAGUGCAAAAGAACUUCUUCUGAUGUCGCAUUUGCAAGAAAGCAUCCAGUUGAUGGACAUAAGCACCCAAAUACUCUUCAAUAGAGCUGUAGCACAGCUCGGAGUCUGUGCUUUUGAACUUGGAGAAUUUGAUGAAGCUUUUGUAUUCUUGUGCGAUUUGUUUACAAGUGGUCGUACAAAAGAACUACUCGCACAAGGAAUGACGCAACCUCGCUUCAACGAAAGGUCUGCGGAACAAGACAAGCUUGAGAGGCGCAGACAGUUACCAAAACAUCAGCACAUAAAUCUUGAUUUUCUCGAAAGUAUUUUCCUUGUCUGCGCUAUGCUUUUGGAAGUGUCGGGGCUGCUGAAUGUCAAGAAAACUAGAGUAUACCCACGCUACUUCUCGCGUAUCAUGGACCAGUACAAUAGGCAGCCGUUCACUGGCCCACCGGACAAUACACGCGACACAGUGAUGGCCGCGACGAAAAUGCUUCUCGUCGGUGACUAUAAGGGAGCAUCAGGACUUCUCUUAAACUUGCCAGCAUGGAACUCAUUGUCUCCGUCUGCGUUGCACGUCCUUACUAUUCUGGACGAACGAUUGAAGAUUGAGACCAUACGUGUAUAUCUUCAACAGUUUGCAGACCAAUACGCAUCUGCUAGUGUUCAUAUAUUAGCGCAAAUGGUAUCCCUGACCAAUGAGAGCGUGUGCUCCAUAAUAAGCUCAAUGAUAGCCGAUGCGGAUAUCCCUGCGGUCUUUGACAGCGUUACGCAGAGUCUCCAGUUAAGUCGUGUGCACCAUAAUCAACUUCAGUCCGCCGCAUCCGCGUUCACAGAAAAAGUCCUUGUAUUACUGGAUGCAAACGAGCGAGCGUUUGAUCGUCAUAUUGGCACUGAGAACAUCAGUUAUUACGACGAAGAUGAGUCGAGAACAAGGCGACAGGCUAAGUCAGCACCUGAACCAGAAGAAUAUCAGACGCGGCGUUUGAGAAGCGAAAACGCCCGGGGACGAUUCAUAACAGCAGACCUACACGACGGUAUCGUAAAAGCGAAGCAGCGCGAUUCUUACGGUCAUUUCUCACGGAAACAAAUUCACUGUGACUCGUGA
This is a messenger RNA of Ostreococcus tauri, 2577 nucleotides long. Its product is annotated as Eukaryotic translation initiation factor 3 subunit C, N-terminal domain. NCBI's taxonomy places the organism in Eukaryota, Viridiplantae, Chlorophyta, Mamiellophyceae, Mamiellales, Bathycoccaceae. The record is from RefSeq and is a predicted model, not a curated record. Gene Ontology annotation, biological process: translational initiation. Gene Ontology annotation, molecular function: translation initiation factor activity; translation initiation factor binding; RNA binding. The coding region runs from base 1 to 2577 and encodes 858 amino acids. Gene Ontology annotation, cellular component: eukaryotic translation initiation factor 3 complex. The transcript is spliced from 4 exons.